AAUACACACACCCUAUCUAAAAAUGCAUAAGUCACAAGAAAUCUUCAUAAAAUAGUAUUCUCUUGUUUUUAGCAGAAAACAAUAUGAGCACACUUCUUGGUUGCAUUGCCCUCCUAGGCAUGUUCUUCUAUAUGGUGGCCCCUGCCUCAUCCGCCACUCUUACGGUGAAUUGGUCCCUUGGCACUGACUAUACACCGCUCACCACCGGAAAGAGCUUCGCCGUUGGCGAUACCAUCGUGUUCAACUACGGUGCUGGUCACACGGUUGAUGAAGUGAGUGAGAAUGACUACAAGAGUUGUACUUUAGGGAACUCCAUUACAUCUGACAGCAGUGGAACCACAACCAUAGCUCUCACCACCACUGGACCUCGCUACUUCAUAUGUGGAAUCCCCGGCCAUUGCACUGGCGGUAUGAAACUCGCAGUCACCGUGGCAUCGACCUCGUCAAACGGUGUAGGUGGUGGCACUACCACACCAACCCCCACACCAACUUCUUUCACCGGAGGUGGUGGUUACAACCCCACGACCACACAGGCCAUUCCUUGUGCAGCUUGGGCCGUGUCCUACCCAUUAGGGGCUUUAUUAGCGACUUGGGCCCUAGUUUUUUAUGCAUUGGCUUUGCCUUAGUUGAAAUUUUUGUUGUAUAUGUGUGUGUGUGUGUGUAUGUUAGUUAUAUCAUCUUUCAAACAAACAAAAACUAUACUACCGAACAAAAGGAAACGCGAUUGCCAUGUGUCG
Messenger RNA from Capsella rubella, 737 nucleotides. Its product is annotated as blue copper protein. NCBI's taxonomy places the organism in Eukaryota, Viridiplantae, Streptophyta, Magnoliopsida, Brassicales, Brassicaceae. Gene Ontology annotation, molecular function: electron transfer activity. The record is from RefSeq and is a predicted model, not a curated record. The transcript is spliced from 2 exons. Bases 84 to 626 code for a protein of 180 amino acids. Gene Ontology annotation, cellular component: plasma membrane.